UGUGGUACUGCACAUUUAUAGAACACAAUUAUGCACAUUUGCAUAAAACAGAUUUAAAAUAUGAACACCUAAAACGACGCUAUGACCGCUCUCUUAGGUUCCUCUCUGCUUACAUAUUCUCAGCUUUUAAAAAUGUUUUACGAGUAAUUAUACUGGCGUACCUUUUCACUAGCGUUUGAUACUGCACUGCUAUUGCGUCCCCCGCACAUGCGUAGAAAGAGUAUUUCUUGCCAAUCAUUGCAGUCACUAUUUGAUAGCCAAUUGCAGCGGCGACUUUAAUCACAUGACACGUCACAGAGUGCGCCCUAAAGCCUGGUGUGUUCUCAAUGCAAGCGACAUUUCAUGUCGCAACAGGUGUAAACUUGUAAAGUUGUCAUUAUUGUCACGUGUAGAGUCAGUUAUAUUCAUUCUUAGCGCCAAACGAAUUUGUCGAAACGUAAUAGUGUUUAAAUCGGGAUAAUACUCUGAAACUAUGCCAUUAGAUGUUUCACUGUAUAUCUUGAGUUGACGUGACUAUUAGUUAUGAACGGGGAUACAAAUUCUGCCACUCGACAUGUUUUACAAGAUUCGAAGGAGGAGAGAAAUAAUAUUUUGGCCGCCUAUCAUAUCCUGAAAUUUUCCAAGAAAGACAAAGACUGCUUCGAUGUCGCGGACAUUGAACGUAGAUCUCUCGCUAUGAAGUACAUGACAACAAAAUUAUUUGAUUCGGAUGACACGGCAGCGGUGUUGUUUCAAAGAAGUCUUGAGGACUAUCAUGCCCUAAUAAAGGACAAGAAUGGAGUGAACAAUUACUGGAAGCAGAUUAAAUCUCAGUUGCAAGAUGUAAAAAAAGUUGAUCCACUGAAAUGGAAGUCUGGGCUGAAAGAUGAAGAUACCACACUGAACUUUAUAAAGCCUUUGGCUUGUCAGAAGCUCAAUACUCUACCUUGCAAAGGAAGAUCUUACAGCGACAGGGAUAUAGAGAAAAUAAUGAACAGUUCAAAGAAGACUGAUAUGCCAGAAAAAAAUAGAAAAAUUUCUACACAGCUACAAGUAGCUUCUAGUCCAAAUUUAAGUCAAGAACUUUUGUCAGGGUCUAAUAACAGCGACUCGCAGGUAUCUGCAUUUUUUGCGAAUACUUCUAAAAAUGAUAGUUUUAGAAAGCAUGCAAGUUACGUCAAACCAAAUCCACUUAAAGUACAAUCAAAUUCUUAUCCAAAUUUAAACAAAUUUGUACAAAAAAUGCCUCUUAAACCCAGCAAUAACGACAUGAAUGGUAGACACUCAUACAGACCGGUAAAUUCGCAUGCACCACAAUUAAAACCAGCUGCUCCUCCUCCACAGUCUAGUAGCGAAGACGCCAAGAUACCGAAGAUUCCUGUUGAUUCGUUUAGAAGCGCAAGGGACGAAUUGUACAUCCAGGAGAUGAAGAGAAAUAAGUCGGCUCCGAAGAAAACUUUGGGCGGCAAAAGUGCGGUCAAUUCUCAAUUCGUCUGUCCGUUCAAACGCGAUAAAGAGGAAUCGGCGCAAUGUUAUAGUACCCUCCAGCAAGGCAAAGUGAACGAAGAGGUGGAAGAUGAAAGACUGAGGAACAUCGACCCGAACAUGGUCGAGCUGAUAAAGAACGAGAUCAUGGACUCGGGUAAAACAUUAACGUGGGACGACAUUGCAGGGCUCGAGUACAUCAAGAAGAUCGUCAAAGAGGUGGUAGUGUUCCCGAUGCUGAGACCGGACAUUUUCACGGGUCUCCGCCGUCCGCCCAAGGGGAUUUUACUCUUUGGCCCGCCCGGCACGGGAAAGACUCUCAUCGGCAAGUGCAUAGCCUCGCAGAGCAAGUCCACAUUUUUCUCCAUUUCAGCGAGUUCUCUGACUUCCAAGUGGAUUGGCGACGGUGAAAAGAUGGUUCGUGCAUUGUUUGCGGUGGCCAAGGUCUAUCAGCCAUCCGUUGUUUUCAUCGACGAGAUCGACUCGCUGCUGACGCAGCGUUCGGAGACGGAACACGAGUCGUCCAGGAGACUGAAGACGGAGUUUCUUGUGCAGCUGGAUGGCGCGGCGACGUCCGAGGACGAUCGCAUUCUAAUCGUCGGCGCGACUAAUCGACCUCAAGAGCUGGAUGAGGCUGCAAGGAGGCGUCUCGUAAAAAGAUUGUACGUUCCACUGCCAGAGCUCGAAGCGCGUAAGCAAAUAAUAAAUAAUCUAUUGAAGUCGGUGCAUCACGAUCUCAACGAGGAGGAUAUCACGAAGAUCGCGGAGAAAUCGGCAGGAUAUUCCGGCGCUGACAUGACGAACCUUUGCAAGGAAGCGAGUAUGGAGCCAAUCCGAAGUAUUCCCUUCAGUCAACUUGAAGAUAUAAGAAUGGAUGAGGUGAGGCACAUAACGAAUCGCGAUUUCGAGCAGGCGUUGAUCAACGUGCGGCCCAGCGUGUCUCAGUCGGAUCUGAAUAUUUACAUUGAGUGGGAUCGCACUUAUGGAUCCGGUACUGCUCACAGUUACAAGGUCUAAGGUAUAUUCAAAUAAUAAUUUAAAUCUUAAUCUUGUACAAAUCAUUGAAAACAAAUUCUCUCGUGUUUUAUUUUUUUAACACCAAGUUUUCUAAAUACACAUUUUUAUAUGAAGAAGAAUCUUUUCAGUAAGAAUUUAUUUUUAUUUAAUAAUUUGAUUAUUAUAUUAUGAUUGAAAUGCCAAUACUGGCUAUUGUAGUGAAAAGGUAAGAUAAUAUUCAAUAACCUUCAUGCCAUAUUUAUUGAUUAAUCUUGUACAAAUCAUUGAAAAGAAAUUUUCUUGUGUCUUACUUUUUCUAACGCCAAGUUUUCUAAUAACUACCUACUUUGUAUGAAGUAGGAGAAUAUUCUUUUCAGUAAGAAUUUGUUUUUGAUUAUUGUAUUAUGAUUGAAAUGUUAAUACUGGCUAUUAUAGUGAAAAAGUAAGAUAAUACUCAAUAACUUUCAUACCAUAUUUAUUGAUUAAUCUUGUACAAAUUAUUGAAAAGAAAUUUUCUUGUGUCUUAUUUUUUUUAACGCCAAGUUUUCUAAUAACUACACACUUUCGUACGAAGUAGAAUUUUUUCUUUUUAGUAAGAGUUUCAAUCUGUUUUUAAUUAUUAUAUCAUGAUUAAAAUGCCAAUACUGGCUAUUAUAGUGAAAAAGUGAGAUAAUAUUCAAUAACUUUUAUACCAUAUUUAUUGAUUAAUUAAAUAAUGAUUUCUGUGACAAUUUAUUAUCACAUUUAAAGAAUAAACUUUUGUAAAUAA
Messenger RNA from Monomorium pharaonis (pharaoh ant), 3229 nucleotides. Its product is annotated as fidgetin-like protein 1. Lineage: Eukaryota; Metazoa; Arthropoda; Insecta; Hymenoptera; Formicidae. Bases 523 to 2481 code for a protein of 652 amino acids. The record is from RefSeq and is a predicted model, not a curated record. Gene Ontology annotation, molecular function: ATP hydrolysis activity; ATP binding; microtubule severing ATPase activity. The transcript is spliced from 2 exons.